AGCACCCUAGAGCUACAACUGGUAAUACUUUCAGCUCCUCACCUGUUGCUCACAGAAUUCAGUUCAAGUACAUUUGAAAACCUGUUGAUCUGUAAAUUAUAUCAAUACAACAGUGGAUCUGAAUCUUAACUGGAGCUCUGGACCAUGGUCAGGCAAACCGGCUGCACUAUGAGCAUCUCUUCAAGUGUCAGCACACAGAGCCAGCUGCCUGCCGCGUGGAGUACACACUACACCAGCACUGAUGGGUCUACAGCAGGGAUCCUGGGGAGGAUGUGGCAGGAAACCCAUCCUCAGUUGUGGUCCAAGUUCCAGGUGUGGGAGUGGCUGCAGCAAACCUUCGACGUUCACCAGCUGGAUGCCACCUGCAUCCCCUUUCAGAACUUUGACAUUGACGGAGGCCAGCUGUGCACCAUGAGCCUGCAGGACUUCACCCGGGCUGCCGGUAGCAUGGGCCAGAUACUCUACCACAGUCUGACCGAGCUCAAGUGGAAUGGUCAUUGUGGAAAUGAACUCUUUUCACCAGUGGAUAUUAAAACAGAAAUUGAUGAACUACCAUGUAUGCUGCAUCCCUUUAAGGAAGACAGCUGUUUCUAUGACUGUACAAACACAGAUCUCUUAGACAUCAAAGCGCCCUAUCAGGCUUCAAUGGGUCAAAGCACAUCGAAUCCAGUUACUCAGGUUCCAGAAGUGAAGAGGAAACUCAACAGACCACAGGAAGGGCAGUUUAAAAAACAUAACCCACGAGGGACACACCUAUGGGAGUUCAUCAGAGACAUCCUUUUGAAUCCAGAACGGAACCCAGAUCUGAUAAAUUGGGAGGAUCGUACAGAGGGGAUCUUCCGCUUCCUCAAAUCAGAGGCUGUUGCUCAGCUCUGGGGCAAGAAGAAAAACAACAGCAGCAUGACGUAUGAGAAGUUGAGCCGAGCAAUGAGGUACUAUUAUAAGCGGGAGAUUCUUGAACGUGUGGAUGGAAGGAGGCUUGUCUACAAAUUUGGGAGGAAUGCACGGGGGUGGAGGGAAUCUGACAAGUAAUAUAGCAAGUUAUGCCUUCAUUUGUUACGAUAUUAAGAUGUAAAAAAAUAGAUAUUUUAUUUAUAACCUUGGUAUCAUGCAGCUAUUUGUUAAUAUGAAGAAGCCUUACUUGCUUUUUUUGAGAUUUUUUUUACUUGUGUUUAUAGGCAAAUUAUUAUUCAAGUGUGAAACUUGGCCCAGUUGACUGUAUUGAUCCAAGUGUAAAACAGAAUGCCACACUCUGCUCAAGUUACAAAAUCCUCCAGUGAUGGCAGUCUGGGUAAUACGUAAUAUGAGCAUUCCAUAGUAAGCGCUCACCGCCAUCUCUACAUUGACCACAUUUCACAGUUGAAGUUUUUCUCCAUUGGAAUUUUCACUUUACAAAUCACUGUUAGUUUUCCUUGCUCUUGGUCUUACUUGACCAGUGAUUACAUUACAUGUUUGUUUUCUAAGUAUGAGAACACACAUUUCUAGUUUGUUUUGUAUGACUUGGACAAGCUGGAAUCUAGGUCACCUGCCAGUAUAAUCUGCAUGUACUGACCACUGUCUGAUGUCUCCUCCUUACAUUUGAAUAACCUGCCUUCGGUCUGCUAAACAGGACCUUAUCUGUUUUACUAGCUGGCCCACUCCUCCUUAUUUGCUAGGUUGAAUGAACUUUAAUGUUGGUUGUUAUGCUGUUUUGAAAACAACUGUUAUAGCAUGAAUUUUCCUUUUAAAAAAUAUAUGUGCUAUCAGAUUUUAUAUUAAAACUAUUAGAGGUGUGCCAAUAGUUCAUGUAUUUUAUGAGUAAUUCCCUUUAAGAAGUUUCAGGUUAUUAGGAUUUUAUAUAAAUGAAUUAAAACAUCCCUCGGUUGGCCUUUACACAAUUAUUUAGUACCAAUGACAAAAAAUCUGACACGUGAUUUUAUAUAUAUAUAUAUAUAUAUAUAUAUAUAUAUAUAUAUACCCUGUAAUUUGUUUUAUAAGUUAAUACGUCAAGCGUAGGGUCUCUUAUUGUAUAAAGGCUGCUACACAACAGACGUGAUGCGACAAGCGAAACUGUGCAACGAUGCGACAAAAUUAAUUGACCCUAUACUUUUGAUAAGUAUCUUUCACACCACAGGCGACAAUAUGACAGACGACGCGGGGGCAACACUGCAGCGACGCAAAAUAAAUAGAAUUGAAUCGUAUUUUUGGCGAUUUGUUGUGCGACAACUAGGAAAUUGACUAAUCAGAGAACAGAUCCAGCAGGGUGAAGCAGUAUCCAAAAUGACACAGUAAAAAAUAAUACUUGCCGUGGAAUAAGCCUGUUAUGUAGGAUUUAUUGCCAUAUAUGUUGCAAUGAGUGUAUGGUCAUGUCGCAGCGAAAGUAUCUUGUCGCCCAGUGAAAAAUCUUAUCGCGUCUGGAGUGUGGGGGGCCUUAAGAGAUGUUAUGGUCCUGGCGAGAAGACUGGGAAGCUGAGCAGUUCUGGUUGCCCUUAUGGAAAUGUAAUAUAUACAAAAUAUAUUUUUGAAAAUAUGUUAAGUAGAAAAUACACAUUUUAAAAUAUAUGUUACAAUAUACUGCUGUGUUUUCCUGGUAAAUAUAUUGCUAUAUGUUGUAACAUAUAACAAUAUGUUUUAAAAUAUGCACAUUAUUGUCAUUUUAAGAUAUACAUAUAUUCGCAACAUAUAUAUAUUUUUUUUAAAUAUGCAAAUUAUAUAUCAAUAUAAAUACAAAUAUAUUGCAGUAAAUAUAUUGCAAUAUAUUUGUAUUUAUAUUGAUAUAAAUAUAUUACAGUAUACGGCAAUAUAUAUUUAGAACAUCAGUAUUGCAAUUUACACCUUGUUUGUUUUUACUCAGUUUCAGGGAAUACAGCUUCUUUUCAUCCUGAGACUGAUGUAUUUAUCUUGUAGCCACUACAAUAUAUUUUAUAUAUAUAUAUUAUUUUAAAGGUAAACAAAUGACAUUCUCAAAUAUACGUAUAUACUUAAAUUUCUUAUAUGAUUUUACACAACUGAAAAUGUAUUUGGAAAAACAUACAAACUGUAAAUAUAUUCUCAAGCAUAUUUUAAAUAUAAUAUAGGAAAACAUAUUUUGUACUGCAUAUAUUUUCCAGUAUACUGAAACAUAUGUCAACAUAUUUCCCCAAUAUUUUGCAGUAUAUUUAAUUUCCAUACUGUUCAAAAUUUACCCUAAGAGAUGCCUUACUCACGACAUUUAAAUCACUUAUUGUAAAUCACACAAAUGAAGACUGUACUCAGGAAUAGCUUUAAAAUGAAAAAAUAUUUUUUCUUUUUGUAAAACUUUUAUUCACCCCUCCCCCUGUCAUGAAAUGGUUCUGUCCCUGACUCAUGCAUGUAGGGUGCUGAGUCCUAGUGAGGGUUUUUAUUAGAAACAAAACUGCAGUGGGAGAAAUGUGAGAAAUAUUUUCAUCAAAGUCCAUCAAAAUUUAGAAAGAGUGAAGUUAAUAGGAUGGUCCAUAUUACAAAACGUACCAGGUAUGUGUGUCUUUUUUGAUUUGUUUAGAUUUUUGAAAACUGGAAUUAGAUGUGGCGUUCUAUGCACUGGAUGACAUCUGUUCACAAGAUAAGAUGUACUGGAAUUUUGGCAAAUACUUCACUGUGAUUGGUUGAUUUCUGAUAUGUGGUUUGUAAUAGUUUUUUAAGACAAAUUGCACUAUCCCUUUAAAUAGUUUGUACAGUGCUAAAUGAUAUUGAAGCCGACAGAGAACACUUUUAAACACAGUAUAAUACAAUAGUUGUUUUGUGGGAGAUGUUUGUAAGAAAAGCUUCUUUGUUUACAAAUAUAAAAUGUCCAUGAUCUUGUCUGUCUUGCAGCACAAGCAGAAACAAAAAGUUUAGAGGCUCAAUACAUUCAAUCAAAGUAGCAAAAAGUUAAACACAUUUGACUCUUUUAUGUCUGAUAUGAAUCAGUAUAAUGUUAGUGGAUGAAUUAACAGUAAGUGCUCCCAUGUCUCUUGUGUAUGAAUACAUACAAUACAGUGAGGUGCAUACUUUACAAUUAGACUAUUCAAUAGAAGAGAUAGGAUUUCCCUUGUAAUAGUUUCCGAUGAGCCGCCAUGUUUCUACUGUGCAUAUACCUUGAUUUACCAUGGUUUUUAUCAAGAUUAAGAAUAUGUACUGUAUUUAUAUUGUGUGUAAAAUACUUUCACUAUGAUGCUUUCACUAGAAUUUAAAACAAUAAAUCAAUUAUUUUACCACGAUUCAUCAUAGCCAUAGUUCCAAACAGUCUGUCAUACAAUAUAAAAGCAACACUAAAAGUAAGGCUAGUCCCCUCAUACCCAUGUUAGUAUUAAAUAAUAGUUAUCAUCGUUUCUUUUGGUACUUUUUAUAACUCACAUAUCUGAAAUGUUAAUCCCAGCACACUGUAGGUUCCCAUAUUAAAUAUUUUGACAGCAUUGGAAACUAUUAGAAGGCUAUCACUGGAACUGGCCAUGGACUGAAGGGAAAUCCAAACAUGGAGGAAUCUAUUAAAGUACUUUCUACAUCUGCAAUUGUACUUGUACGCAAUCACUGUACUUUGGAUAAAUGUCAAACCCUAAGUUGCUUUUGCAUGUGUCUUGUCUCAGCACAUGAGUUGGAGAGACACUGUCUGGCAUUAGUGUACAUUUCUGAAAAUGUCUUUCAUUCCUGUGUCACAUUUCCACAAGUACUGGAUGUGCAUCCUGGUCAUGUCAAGAAUGAAUCAUUCUCACAAGCAUCAUCUUUAUAGAAGUUCACUUCCUUCAGGAACUUGAUAGUACCCCACAUAAGCCCACAUACCGUCCUGCAGCAUUGCAUGCGAGUGUAAGGUUCAGGUCAAGUCUUGGCAGAAACAAGUCUGCAUAUAUUGAACUCUCUUUUUGGAUUUCUGGGCAUUUUAAAGUAAUUGUAGCUUACAAAAUAAUUUAAUAAAUGUAACCUGAUUUGCACUUCAAAUAGCUACACAGCUCUCAAAUGUGCAAUUUUGAUGAAAAUACACUCUAGCAAGCAUGUGUUUUUAAUUUGAAAACAUGAUAUCUGGCACUACUUUGGGUUAGACAGCUUUCAGUUUCUAUGCAUUAUUCUCUUGGGUCAUAUGGUCUCAGCAGUUCCUUCUGAGUCAAAACAUGUCAGUAAAUAUGGGGAAGCAGCUGGUUAGUUAAUGACAAGAAAGAAGCCAUUAAAAGGUUGGGAAUUGAAUCCUUUAGGUGAAAUGACCAAGACAGUGCACCUAAAAUCAUGGCUUGAGUUUCUUUCAGAACUUAGCAUUUGAGACAGAUACAGAUCUGGAAUGGGUUACCUAGUCAUGUUGUUGAAGCUUUAAGACCCAGCUUGACAAAGUUUUGAGGCCUCCAUUAGUAAAUGUGCUUAUAUUUGUAUAUUCUUAUAUUUGUAUGUUCUUAUGUAAUGUAAUGACUGGAAGUACACAACUUGUAAUAGUUAUGGAAUUAUUCUGUUAUUGCUUCAUAUUUUUGAAACCAUGCCCAGAUAAAGUAUCCCAUUCUGUCUUAAUACUUUCAGAAAACGAAACAUUUUUCAUUUGUAUACAGUGUAUCUAUUAAACCUAAGUUUGAAUGCUAGAACCCUUGUUAUCUCUGUUAGUGUGACCAAACCUAUUCAUUGCAAAGCCCAUACAAAGGUACAAUAUUACUUUUGAAAAUAUGAAAAAUAUGUGAUAUUGUAAAGAUAAAAAAUAUGCACAUGUAGAGAGUACAACGUAUUCCUUUAAAUGGAUGUACACAAUAAACGCCAGGCUAUAACUCACAUGUAACCUAUUUGAAAUCUCCAGAAAUGGCUGUUAAUGUAAAGUGUGGUAUUAGAUUGACAUGGCUUCUGGGCUGGGAUUAUGCACAGGUCCUUUCUAACUCUGUGAGGGCACUGCAAUGAUGGGAUGGUGGGGAAUUUGCUUUUUUUUUUUUUUUUUGGUAGCGAUUUUUUUUUGUGAGAAAUGUGAAUGCUAAAAAAAAAGAUUAAAAAAGGACUUGAAACUUAUUUAAUUUUCAAUAAAACAUAUAUUUUA
Molecule: messenger RNA, 5974 nt
Organism: Acipenser ruthenus (sterlet)
Lineage: Eukaryota; Metazoa; Chordata; Actinopteri; Acipenseriformes; Acipenseridae
Product: ETS homologous factor-like
Exons: 9
Coding region: 145-1032 (295 amino acids)
Biological process (GO): regulation of transcription by RNA polymerase II; cell differentiation
Cellular component (GO): nucleus
Molecular function (GO): DNA-binding transcription factor activity, RNA polymerase II-specific; sequence-specific DNA binding
Source: RefSeq, a predicted model, not a curated record